Molecule: messenger RNA, 1485 nt
Organism: Dendrobium catenatum
Lineage: Eukaryota; Viridiplantae; Streptophyta; Magnoliopsida; Asparagales; Orchidaceae
Product: probable WRKY transcription factor 40
Exons: 3
Coding region: 63-1262 (399 amino acids)
Biological process (GO): regulation of DNA-templated transcription
Cellular component (GO): nucleus
Molecular function (GO): transcription cis-regulatory region binding; DNA-binding transcription factor activity
Source: RefSeq, a predicted model, not a curated record
UUCCAUUCCUCUCGUUCCCUUCACUAUUUUCUUCUCCUCCUUUUCAUUUAUCACUUUUUUUCAUGCUUAUAAAGUCGAUGCUAUGUAAGCCAAUAAUCCGAUGUACCAGGAAUCGGUCACUGGAUACCAGAAACACGCGGCCUUCUAAUACGACUGCCAAAUCAACUCAAAUCUCUCUUACAAUUAUAUAUUUCUCUGCCUUCAAGCCUUAUAUUCGAACGCUGCAUGUUCGCAAACGAAAGAGGCCUCAUCUUUUCAAGUUGCAGAGGACAAUGAUGGAGAGCGGCACAGAUAUGAUGGUUUCUGAGCUGUACCAAAUCCAUGAGCUAGCGAGGAAGCUCAACGAGAACCUUGAACUUUCGCAUUAUGAAAUCUGCAGAUCACUUGCAAAAGAGAUCAUCUGCGCUAUCGAGAAGACUAUCUGCACGGCCAAGUCUAGUAGCACUGGUGAAACAGAGUUAGCCUUUUUCAAUGGCAGAGAAUUUCAUGUGGAUAGAUUGAACAAGGAAUUCAGUACUGAUAACGAGCCGAAGAAAUCCAAGAAGAGGAAGAUAAUGGCCACCGGGACCAGCCAAGUGAGGGUGAGCUCCGAUCCAGGAGCUGAUAUGCCACCAGAUGAUGGCCAUAGCUGGAGAAAAUACGGCCAGAAAGAUAUCCUUGGAGCAAAACAUCCUAGAUCUUACUACCGCUGCACUCACCGCAAGACUCAGGGAUGCGCGGCCAUGAAACAAGUGCAGAAAACGGAUGAAAACUCCUCAAUAUUUGACAUUACCUACCUGGGAACUCAUACUUGUUUCAUUUCGCCGCAGCAUAUUGCAUCAAAAACUAGCUAUUAUAACCCACAACAGAGCUUACUUGAUCAACAGAAUAGUUUGGUUCUGCAUCUUGGCUUCGAAACCAACCUCAAAUUAAAGACCGAAAGCUCGGACUUGAAUAAAGAUCCGACCUCUUCAUUUUCCUUCCCCUCAACCCCAAUCGAAGGAAUGAAUUCGGAAAAUGUCUUGUUCUGCUCUUCUCAACGCACAGAGUGCUGUUAUGGGGUAAAUCUCUCUUCAGCGCUUAUGUCACCAACAAGCUAUGAAUCGAACUGCUUCACAUGGCCUUCAUGUGAAAUGAGCAGCGAAGUGGAUUACGCACUAACUGAAAUAAUCUCAGCAUCAAAUUCAGUGGCAGAUUUGCCGGUUAUGGAUGUCGAGUUCAUGCGGGACUACGAAGAAAUGGAUGCUGAGAUCCUCUUUGACACGUCCAUCUUCUUCGAGUAAGGAAAUGGACUAGUUUUUAGCCUGCUAGAUUAAAAAACCUGGCCUGUGAGAAAACUGAGAGGAUUGCUGGACCAGAUCAUGGAAAAUAAAUAAUUAUCCUGCUCGUCUUCAAAUAUCCUCCGUCCACGGCUAGAGUAAUUUUAAUUUCAGCAUUGAAUGUUCGCUUUCUUGUAUUGGAACUACUUUAAGCGCAACUAUUAACAAUUUCACUUCAUUUUCGCCA